Messenger RNA from Phyllostomus discolor (pale spear-nosed bat), 1943 nucleotides. Its product is annotated as 5-hydroxytryptamine receptor 3C-like. Gene Ontology annotation, biological process: nervous system process; signal transduction; monoatomic ion transmembrane transport. Gene Ontology annotation, cellular component: synapse; membrane; neuron projection. Lineage: Eukaryota; Metazoa; Chordata; Mammalia; Chiroptera; Phyllostomidae. Gene Ontology annotation, molecular function: neurotransmitter receptor activity; transmembrane signaling receptor activity; extracellular ligand-gated monoatomic ion channel activity. The coding region runs from base 292 to 1659 and encodes 455 amino acids. The transcript has 9 exons. The record is from RefSeq and is a predicted model, not a curated record.
CUCCACAGUAUGAGGAAGCCAUUAGCACUGCUCCAGUAACCAAAUAUUUUUGCUUCCUCCCCUCCAAACUGAUUUUCCAGAUUCAUUUUGGAGACUAGAUUCAGGUCCAAUUAGGUCACAGGGUGAGUAGUCCUCUGUGACAUUCUCUUAGCACUAGGGGUGCUUGUUAGAGGGGUGGCUAAUGCCACCGGACACCUGGAUUAUUCAAAGCUAGGGCUCAAGGUGUGGCCUCUUGGUCUUUUAAGGUCAACAUCAUUACUAAGUCCCCAGAGAAGAGCUACAGAGAGGAAGAUGGAAAGAGGUUUGCCCCAUGGGGAGGGAUUCCUCCUCUGCCUCCUUCUCCACCUGCUGCUUCAAGGAAGAGGAAACACUUUUGCCAUCAACUGCUCAGGCUUUGAGCAGCGUGGAGUGGAUCCUGCUGCCUUCCAAGCAGUGUUUGACAGAAAGGCCUUCCUCCCGGUCACUAACUACAGCAACCCCGUCCGUGUCAACAUUUCCUUCACUCUGUCUGCCAUCCUGGAGGUGAAUGUACAGCUUCAAGUGAUGACAUCAUUCCUGUGGCUAACUAUGAGAUGGUACAAUCAGUUUAUCAGGUGGAACCCAGAAGAAUGUGGGGGCAUCAUGAAGCUCAGCAUAGCAACUGAAAACCUGUGGCUUCCAGAUAUCUUCAUCAAGGAGUUGAUAACUGUGGACCAGGCACCUACGGGGCUCAUGGCUUAUGUCAGCAGUGAAGGGAGCGUCCAAUACAACAAGCCAAUGAAGGUGGUCUCCAUCUGUAGCCUGGACAUUUUCUAUUUCCCCUUUGAUGAACAAAACUGCACGUUCACCUUUAACUCUUUUAUCUACACAGUGGAGAACAUGGUCCUGGGCAUGCAGAUGAAAGUGCAGGAUAUUUCAAACAUAUCACGGACCCUCAUUCAGAGCAAGGGGCAGUGGUUACUUCUGGGUAUCUACCAGAGCACAAAGAAGACGAUUGUGGGCACCAACCAGUACGACCAACUUGUUUUCCAUGUGGCUGUCAGGCGCAGGCCCAAACUCUAUAUCAUAAACCUUCUGGUGCCCAGUAGCUUUCUGGUUGCCAUCGACGCCCUCAGCUUCUACCUGCCAGCAGAAAGCGGGAUCCGCGCCCCAUUCAAGAUGACACUUCUGCUGGGCUACAACGUCUUCCUGCUCAUGAUGAAUGACUUACUCCCAGAUACUGGCACUCCCCUUAUUAAUGUCUACUUUACUAUCUGUCUGUCCCUGAUGGUGCUCAGCCUGCUGGAGACCAUCUUCAUCACCUACAUGCUGAACCUGGCCACCACCAAGCCCCCACCCAUACCCCCGUGGCUCCAUUCCCUGCUUCUGCACUGCACCAGCCCAAUGAAAUGCUGUCCCACUGCUCCCCAGAAGGGAAACAAGGACCUGGGCCUCACCCCUGCCCACCUGCCUGGUCUGAAGGAGCCUGUAGAGUUUGUGCAGAAGGUGCCAGGUCCCCAAGAGGGGACCAUUGGUUGCCCUGUGUCAGCAAGAAUCUGUCCGGAAGAUGUGGCUCAGAAGCAGCACUUUGUCAGCCUGUGGAUACAGUUCAGCCGCAUGAUGGACACCCUGCUUUUCCGCCUCUACCUGCUCUUCAUGGCCACCUCCAUCAUCACAGUCAUCGUCCUCUGGAACACCUAGGCAGAUGCCCACCUGCAGGCUCUAGCCUGCAGCUUCUGUUGCCUCCAAAAACCAGCCAGGCUCUCAUGCCCAUUCAAAUCCCAGCCUCACAGCCCUGACAACCACCUUAUUUUUCAAUCCAGUCCUUUUGUGCAGUCAAACCAGAUGUGGAUGGUUUCCUACAUCCUCUCAGAGUUAGGUCCUUGCUCCUGCAUACUGUCAACUCCCCUCAGCCUUCCCACAAGUCUUGCUUGUCUGGCUUCUUAGGAAUACUUUCUUGAUUGAAUCACCCUUAAUAAAUCCCU